Messenger RNA from Ipomoea triloba (trilobed morning glory), 2548 nucleotides. RefSeq names its product clathrin coat assembly protein AP180-like. The coding region runs from base 422 to 2281 and encodes 619 amino acids. The transcript has a single exon. Gene Ontology annotation, cellular component: clathrin-coated pit; clathrin-coated vesicle. Gene Ontology annotation, biological process: clathrin-dependent endocytosis; clathrin coat assembly; vesicle budding from membrane. The record is from RefSeq and is a predicted model, not a curated record. Lineage: Eukaryota; Viridiplantae; Streptophyta; Magnoliopsida; Solanales; Convolvulaceae. Gene Ontology annotation, molecular function: 1-phosphatidylinositol binding; clathrin heavy chain binding; SNARE binding.
AUAACCAAAGUGCAUUAUAUUUUCAUUUCAUUUUUUUAACCAUUCAACACACAAAAGUCAAACAUCAUACUUAGUCCUCACCACGUUUGGGGUGGUGAGCGACUCAAGCAAAAUUUUCUGAUUUUAGAGCGCAGAAAUUCAAACUUUUCCCCACCCCUCAAAUUCGCAUCUCCACACAUUUUAUCAUCUUUCAAGAAAUUAUUAUUAUAUAUUUUUCCAUCUCCUUUUUCUUCCAAUUUUUGGUAUUUUUGGCAAUCGAAUUCCUGACAAUGGGGCAUUGAAUUAGCAUUUUUUGGUGUUUUGUUUUCUUUUCUGGCUUCUUAAUUCCCAGCAAGAAGCCAAGAAAAGAAGAGGGAAAGAAAAUAUAAUAUCAAAAUAUUGGUUACGAAUUUUUUCGUGAUCACUCAAAAAAAUUUUUAAGAUGGCAAGCAAAUUGAAGAAGGCGAUUGGGGCAGUGAAAGAUCAGACGAGCAUUAGUAUAGCGAAGGUUUACGGCAACAAUUCCUCGAAUCUUGAAGUGGCGGUCCUGAAAGCCACCACCCACGACGAUGAUGCGGUGGACGAGCGGUACGUGUACGAGGUGCUCCACCUGGUGUCGGCCAACAAAGUGUACGCGGCGGCCUGCGCGCGCGCCAUCGGCAAGCGGAUAGGGCGGACGCGGAACUGGGUGGUGGCGCUCAAGUCAUUGAUGCUAGUCCUGCGGAUCUUCCAGGACGGCGAUCCUUAUUUUCCCCGAGAGGUUCUUCACGCCAUGAAACGCGGAGCUAAAAUUCUCAACCUCUCGAGUUUCCGCGACGACUCGCAUUGCAGCCCGUGGGAUUUCACGUCCUUCGUGAGAACAUUCGCGUUGUAUCUAGACGAGCGGUUGGACUGCUUUCUCACCGGGAAGUUGCAAAGGAGAUACACGUACCGGCCCGAGAAGGAGGAUUCCAUGGGGCGGAGCCGAAAGGUGAACGUGCCGGUCCGGGAGCUAAAGCCCGCGAUGUUGCUCGAUAGGAUUUCGUACUGGCAGAGAUUGUUAGAGAGGGCGAUCGCCACCAGGCCGACCGGGGCGGCGAAAACGAACGGAUUGGUGAAGAAAGCUCUUUAUGCCGUGGUGCAAGAAAGCUUCGAUCUAUACAAGGAUGUUUCCGACGGGCUAGCGCUUAUUCUCGAUAGUUUCUUCCAUUUACAAUAUCAAUCUUGCGUGAUUGCUUUCCAGACAUGCAUGAAAGCCGCGAAGCAGUUUGAGGAGCUCGGCGCAUUUUAUACUCUGUGUAAAACCAUGGAGGUCGGCCGGUCAUCGGAGUAUCCCAGCGUGCAUUCAAUCUCCCCGGAGCUCAUCGAAACCUUGCAAGAAUUCCUAAAGGAUCCGAACGCCAAGCCGCCUAGUAACCGUUCCGGUUUGCUUCUCUCCGAGCCGCAAACGCCCAGCAGCGCAAGAUCCAUAAGGCACGACAGCAAAUUUGAAUUAUCAUCUACGUCGGAGAGAUGGCCGGAAAGAACGUCGACUGAAGAACACAGUACACAACGGUGCACCUCUUUAGAGGAUCUUUUAAGUGCCACGGAGACUAACGCCAAGACUAUCCCUGCAAUUUCCAUUGAUUUGGAGGCGUAUUCUGAUCAGUUCGAGAAGCAAUCCCAGCAAGAUGAAUCGUUUAGGCUGAGCAACUCCGGGUCUACAAGAUCCCUGCCCGUGUCCAAUUCCAUGGCGGAUCUCUUAUUCUUAGAUGACUGGAAUGCCGACACAGAUCAAGAAAACAUUGCUAUGGAGGACCCUGACGAUGAUUCUUCCAAAGGAUGGGAACUCGUUUUGGCCGAAACCAUUACAUCAUCGUCAUCAAACACCUUCAACGAAGAACAAGAAACCCCGGCCGAAGAAAACGGCUCAAGCACGGGUUGGGAGCUCGUGUUAUUCGAAACCCCGCCGCCACACCGGCCGGAGACAUUGCAACCUAGUAACAACCUAAAUCUUUUGUCUUUGAAUUCACUGUACAACCAAUAUCCAUUCCCGGUAUCCCACCGCUACAACCCUUUUCUCGAGGACGAAUUGCCCAUAAUCCCAACAGGUUUCCCUGGCGACAUAUUUUCUUCUUCAGCGCCGCCGCCGACGUUUCAUGCAACUCCCACAUUCUCUGCCCAAAAUCCCACGGAAACGCAGUACGAGAAUGACCCUUUUGCGACGUUUUCCAACAACCACCAAGGAUUCGGCGGACCAAACAUGGCCCAACAAAACUAUCUUCAUGAACAGCAGCUAUGGUUGCAACACCAAAACAAGAUCAUAGCAAAGCAUAUGGCCUGAACAUCAUCAUCAUACUCUCAUCUCCAUGUACCAAAUGUUACAGUGAGUUUAUAUAUCAUUGUAUGUACAUACAUUGCCAUUUUUCCUCUUUCCUGUGUUCUAACUUCUAACUCUUCUUGCUGUGAAUUUUAUUAGCUAGCAUCAAUUUAUCUGUAUCUCUAACAAGCUUUCAUCUUAUACAUACGGAGAGUUGUGUACAUAUGUUGUAUUAUAAACCUCAUCAAAGAAUAUUUUUUACUCUAAUUCAAAUAGUGCUCUCUUGUAUUA